AUGGAUUCUUUAUAUCCACGUCCACAGGGACUGCACACACUAUCCUCGGAUCAGGUUGACCUACGCCCUGACUCGGAGGUCGAUAUCGAUAUCCACCACCCUCGGCCUAUUUCAGACGAUAAAAAUGUAUGGUUCUUUUGGCAUUCCGGCUACGAAACCAUGCACCCUUACACAAAACGCAACAUCCGAGCAUGGCAUCGACGCUUCUCGAAGCAAGGAUGGGUAAUUCGUGUACUCAAUCUUUGCCCGGGCUCUGAGCUCAACGUCUCCAAUUUCCUCGAUACCAGCGACCCCGAAACAUUUCCUCGGGCCUUUACAGAGGGAACAAUCGCUGGCCACCACGCAGCCCAGCAUACCUCUGAUCUUGUACGAUUUCCAUUGCUAGUCAAGUAUGGUGGCAUCUAUGCUGAUGUGGGUCUUAUCAUGAUCGGGGAUCUCGAUCGCCUUUGGCAUGCGACCGUUGGAAACUCGGCUUCGCCUUACGAAGUUAUUUCAUUUAAAACUGAUGGCGUGGCCCUAACCAACUACUUCUUGGGAUCAAGUCGCAAUAACCCAUUUUUCCGACGUUGUCACCAACUCUUCAUGAAAUUGUGGGAGGGAAAAACUUCAACUGAGGGAAUGUGGAAUUCUCCUUUGCUGAAAGGUGUCCCUAUUUUACGAUCGCCCAAGGGAUUUGAGGAGAAUGGCAGAGAUAUCGACAUCGAGGAGGCCAGCAAGGUCCUCACGGACUACAUCAUUCAAGGGCAGGUAAUUUCAUUGGUCAUGGGUCUUGUUGACAUUGAAGGGAAGUGGAAUGGACCCGAAUAUUCCGCCAAAAGCAUCUACGCAAUGGACUAUAUGGUCGGGUCGCAAUUGAUCAAUGAAAUGACUGCUUGGGAUGGACCGCGGGCCUUCGAAUUGAUGUCACUCUCGCUGCCGUUAAAUGGGGAAAGAGAGUCUGAAGACCAAAGGAAAGCCAGAGAAAUUGUGGAAGCGUGUUUAAGCAAGAGCUUUGCAUUUAAGCUUGCGCAUGGACUGAUUCUGCGGGUGCUUGGAGACACUCUGGGUUCCCUCUGGAGAAGACAUGAGGGAUCCGACGAUGUUCCGCAUACAUACGCCCAUUGGCUCCGAUCAGGUGUCCUCAAAUGGGCACAAAGCGAGCUACCUCCCGCGAAGGAGUUUGGGACGUUCGAGCCAUACAAGACAGGAUUACUACUAGAGGAAUAG
Messenger RNA from Penicillium waksmanii, 1206 nucleotides. Its product is annotated as glycosyltransferase. The record is from RefSeq and is a predicted model, not a curated record. Gene Ontology annotation, molecular function: glycosyltransferase activity. The transcript has a single exon. The coding region runs from base 1 to 1206 and encodes 401 amino acids. NCBI's taxonomy places the organism in Eukaryota, Fungi, Ascomycota, Eurotiomycetes, Eurotiales, Aspergillaceae.